CAAGAAUAGACGUUAGGCGGAAUAUCGAAAUAUCCACUGGUUAUUGCGUCCUUUUUUCGUUUGAUGUACAAGUUUGAGAAAGUGUCACGAGACAGCUACCAAAACAAUGUCAAAACGAUAGCAAUACGGAAUAUAACAGAAAAAGACUCGAAGAUAAACGUAUUAGGCGUCGUUCUUCAGAAGCAGUCAGUGAGACGAUGCACUUCCAACAUUUUGGGAUCAACAGGGAGCCAAGCGGUAUUGGGAUUCACUUUGAGAGACAGCGCAUCGGACUGGAUAAAUGGAAGUUACUGGGGGACAUUUUCAAAUGUUAGCUAUAUUGCAUCUCAGUUUACCAUUGGUGACUGUGUUAUCAUACUUAAUGCAAGGGUGAAAUGCAAGGAGCCCAACUCCUAUGAAGACCGCUUUACGGUGCUAACUCCUUCAAGUUAUCAUCUUCAUAUGAGUGAAAGGGCUGGGAAAAUAUUACACUAUGAUUUCCCUGAUAAGUUGUAUACAAGUUGUCUAAAAUCUUCGUUAGUUUGUUCACCUGCUUAUCAUGCAUCUCUUCAUCAAGUAAUACAGACAGUUCAUUGUAAAACAUCAAGAACAGGUGAAGGUAACUCAUACUGGAAGUUAUAUGACAACUCUACAGUUUUCACUUUUUUUGCAAUUGUGUCUGAAGUGAAACGACCUAAAACCUUAAUAAUGGCACGAAGAAAACUAAAAGGUGAAGAAACAAUGGAAUCAGUUAAAGAAGAAAUAAAUUUCAGGGGUACAACACAAAUCAAUGAAUCCUCUGAAGCACUUCAUGAAGUAGUACAACUCUGUGAAGUACUUCUUUUUGAUGAUACAUGCAGCUGUCUACCAAUGGUACUCUGGAAUGAAGAAUGGAUUCAUAUAGCUCUGACUGCAUUUAUACAAAAUUCAACUGUUCUGUCUAUUGUGAAUUGUCCAGUUCGUUAUGAUCAUUACCGCAGAGGUGUUGUGGCAUCACCGAAUUCAAAAACCUUAAUUAUCAUUUCACCCGACUGUACAGAAUCUAAUCGUUUAAGUCAACACGCUAAGCAUCGAAAUCAAAAGAUAAAUUUAUUAAGAAGAGAUCAAAAUCAGUUCACAAAUGAAAACUUUGAUGAAAAGUUUUCACAACCCUUACCAUUGGCAUAUAAGACAGCGCAACCUGAGAUUUACGAAGUACCAUUGACAAGUAUUCAUAAUAUAUUGACUAUUAAAGAACUUAAAGAAGGAAAAGUUGUAGCUGGAUAUGCUUGUACAUUUGCUUUAAUUACUAAAAUCGAUUUAGACUGUUCCAAUUUACAAUAUCUUGUAACAUUACAAUGCACCAACUGUCAAGGUCGUUUGAGAUUAUGUGAUCCACCAGCAGAUUAUGAUAUAACAGCACCUGGUAAACAUGUUGAUCUAAAUCAAAAGUAUCUGUUUGCAAUGUGUAAUACUGUUGAUUGUCCAAUAAGUGGACAAAGAUUAUCUUGGUUUGAUAAACAACAUGUGAAUUUGGAAUAUGGUACAUUUGUUCAUCUAUCAGAUCAUACAGGAACAUAUUCCAGAUGUUUGUUGGCCAGUAUUGCUAUGGAGAAACUUUUAGGAUGCAAUGUUGAUAAAUUUUUAAAUUUAUCAAUGGACAAACGAGUUCGUUUAAAAUGGGAAAUAUGUUUAAGGAGGUUCAAGGUGUAUUUCUGGACAGAACAGAUUAGUUACAAUAAUCCAUCACCGUUAAUUGUUAUAAUUGGUGUGGAGAAGCCUAACACUUUUGAAGUUAUACAAUCAUUAAGAUCAAAUAAAGGACACUUUUGAUAUGAAUGCAAUUCUAGUGAAAUAUUUCACAUGAAUUAUCAAUGAAGUUUUGUUAUAUAUUUUGUUAACUGUUUCAUUUGUUUAUGAUAUGAAAUAUACUAUUUUUCAAAA
This is a messenger RNA of Heterobilharzia americana, 1902 nucleotides long. The record is from the annotation of a GenBank genome assembly. NCBI's taxonomy places the organism in Eukaryota, Metazoa, Platyhelminthes, Trematoda, Strigeidida, Schistosomatidae.